AUGGUUCACAUUCUUUUGCUUGCAAGCCUUGCUGUAAGCAGUUCUGUUCUGGCUGCUCCUAAUCAUGUUGUUCCUGAUGCUCAGCCGACAAAUGCCGUUGCAAUUGAUCCAGCGCCCGUUGGGGUAUCCUUCGAGUUCUUUAUGUGGCCUUCUUACAUGACCAACAUCUCGUUGGCACUUCCUUGCAUUGAUCACUUCAACAAGCUGUACCACCGCAAAAUUCCUAUUCGAAUUGGAGGAACAACACAGGACAGAGCGACCUACGAUCCUACUUUUAAAGGUUACGUUUCAUAUAGCGUCGAUGACCCUCUGGAAGCUCCUAUGAGUUUGACUUAUGGACCAAAGUUUUUUGACUUAAUUAAGAAGUUUGGAAGCGAGACUAUUCUCGGCUUUAACCGAGGCCUCAACAAUAGGACUAACACCUUUGCUGCCGUCCUGAAAGCCAAGGAAAAGGUGGCCAAAUACCUCUGGGCAAUCGAACUUGGAAAUGAGCCAGACUUGUACUGGAAAUACUGGCAGUACCCAGUAGCCGAAGCGCCUUGGAACGAGACCCAGGAGGGCAAUGACGCAGCUGACUGGGCACAAGACUUUAUAAACCAUUGGAAGAGCCCUCUUCCCAUCCUAGCUGGAGGUGGAUAUACCAUUCCCAUUGAAAUCGAACCCAAUUGGCCCAAUCUGCCCUAUCUCAUCGGAAACAGCUACAACAUGACAGUCAAAGAUGCUACUAAAGUUUACAAUGGACACUUAUAUGCGUUUUCUAACGCUACCGCUGAUGAAUUGGGUUCUGAGAUGAAACAUCAGAGAGUUGUCCAGGACCUCAACCUGCUGCCCAUCUCCAGCGCCAAGGCUGCCGGAAGAUCUUACAUUCUAGGUGAAACCGGAUUUCAUGGGCAAGAUUUUGAAAUGGAUUCCACUUUUGGAGCGGCCAUUCAGGCAACUGACAAAACCCUUCGCGCAUUGACUGUCGGUGUUCAGCGGCUCUUCUAUCACCAAGGCACCAUCAACCAAGCGUUCUUCAACUGGUGGUGGAGUGACCAUGUAAAUGCCCCGUUCUAUGGUGCCUACUUUGGUGCUCUCGCUUUAGCCGGAGGAGACUCCAUCGUUGCCAGCGACGAUGGCACUGACCCCUAUGCUCAAUACAUCAUUUACAAGAACGGAAAAGCAUUCAAGGUCGUUUUGAUCAACACAGACUACUACUCUGGCAGUGGCAAACGCUCUGAAACCAAGUUCACUCUUAGUGGGCUGAAAACCAAUUCCGUCAGGGCCCUCCGCAUGACUGGACCAAGCAGUGAAACAACUGUCCCUAUCACACAGACCAAGUCAUCUCCCCAGCCUAGCAUCGGAGGUCAAUUCUUCUCAAACAAGAACUGCGAGUUGGCCGGAAAGCAAAAUACUGAAAAGCUUUCAGUCAAGAAGGGAAAAUUAGAAGUGACUCUCGAGGCUUCUGAAGCAUUGAUUGUUUAUCUCUGA
Fusarium mangiferae is the source of this 1470-nucleotide messenger RNA. RefSeq lists its product as uncharacterized. The transcript has 8 exons. Bases 1 to 1470 code for a protein of 489 amino acids. The record is from RefSeq and is a predicted model, not a curated record. NCBI's taxonomy places the organism in Eukaryota, Fungi, Ascomycota, Sordariomycetes, Hypocreales, Nectriaceae.